Molecule: messenger RNA, 447 nt
Organism: Arctia plantaginis
Lineage: Eukaryota; Metazoa; Arthropoda; Insecta; Lepidoptera; Erebidae
Source: the annotation of a GenBank genome assembly
AUGUUGGUCAAAAGUCUCUUCGUUUUUUGUAUUCCAGCUGUACUUCUAAAGGUCGUACAAACCCAGUGUAUUGGGGCACCCCUAAUAGCUGGUGAAACUCUAUUGCCGUCAAAUAUGGCGGCUGAACUAAUGACACCUGUCUUCGGGCGCGUAGUUGGCGCGAAUAUUAUAAUCGACACCUCAGCCCCUGAACCUUCAGGCGUCUCUAUAUUUUCGGAAGACGUAAUUAUUGAAGGUACCGUAUUGGUUACAGGAAACUUACCAUUUUUGGGUACCGUUGCUUUAGAAGGUGUCGUUCCAGCAACAGGCUCUAGUGCUGUGGCUUAUGAAUGUGGUACUGGAAAUAUUGGUAUCGCUGAUACACCCCCAGUUCCUGUCAGUGUAAUACCGCCAAAUGUUUCUAGUCUCGGCAUGGCUGGUAGUAUUAAUAGAUUAGCUAGAUUCUAA